AUGUCUCUGGAACUACACCAUCUGCACCUUUCUCAGUCAGAGAGAGUCGUGUGGCUCUUGGAGGAGCUGAAAGUGCCGUACACACUGCACGUCUACGAGAGAGACCCCACGACCGCCCUUGCGCCACAAUACCUGAAGGAUGUCAACCCCUUUGGCACAGCUCCCUACCUCAAGGACACCACCGUCUCGCCUCCAGUGAGCCUGUCCGAGUCCGGCGCAAUCGUGGACUACAUCCUCACUGUCCACGGCGGCAACACCGCCCCCGGCAGCGGCGUGCCGCGGCUCAUCCGGACGCCCGACGACAAGGACUACGGCGAGUACCUGCAGUGGCUGCACUUCGCCAACGGAUCGCUGCAGCCGUCUGUCUCGAGGCUCAUGACUUUCCUGCUCUCCGGCAUGACGGACGAGACCCCCAUCGUCCAGGUCUUCAACAAGAGGAACCAGACGGCGCUGAAGCUCCUGGACGACCGGCUCGCGGGCAACAAGUUCCUCGCCGGGGAGCACCUGAGUGCAGCCGACAUAAUGUCCGUCUUCUCGCUGACCACGAUGCGGGGUUUCGCCCCCGUGGUGGAUCUGGGAGCGUACCAGAACAUCCUGAGGUAUCUAAAGGACGUGGCUGAGAGGCCAGCGUACCUGGAAGCGCUGAAGAAGGGAGACCAUGGCAUGGCGCCGAUGAACACACCCAAGGUGAAGGGGUUCACUCAGUUUGAGGCGUUCAAGCCGGCCCUUGAGAAGUACAACUGA
This is a messenger RNA of Diaporthe citri, 744 nucleotides long. RefSeq lists its product as uncharacterized. NCBI's taxonomy places the organism in Eukaryota, Fungi, Ascomycota, Sordariomycetes, Diaporthales, Diaporthaceae. The record is from RefSeq and is a predicted model, not a curated record. The transcript is spliced from 2 exons. Bases 1 to 744 code for a protein of 247 amino acids.